Toxorhynchites rutilus septentrionalis is the source of this 3129-nucleotide messenger RNA. It is a transcript of the gene eRF3, whose product is annotated as eukaryotic peptide chain release factor GTP-binding subunit ERF3A. Gene Ontology annotation, cellular component: translation release factor complex. Gene Ontology annotation, molecular function: GTP binding; translation release factor activity; GTPase activity. NCBI's taxonomy places the organism in Eukaryota, Metazoa, Arthropoda, Insecta, Diptera, Culicidae. The record is from RefSeq and is a predicted model, not a curated record. The transcript is spliced from 9 exons. Bases 458 to 2182 code for a protein of 574 amino acids. Gene Ontology annotation, biological process: translation; nuclear-transcribed mRNA catabolic process, deadenylation-dependent decay; translational termination.
AAUCAGUCUAUGUGGCCAUCUUUGACGAAUGUGGAUUGAAGAAGUGUGGCGAAAACGUGUAUGUGCUUCGGAAAUCGCUGAUUUUCCCUGAUUUUCUGUUAUAGCCACUCGGUUACAUUAAAUUUCGUGGACUCGGUGGUUACUGUAUCGUUCGUGGAUUGAAAUAUCGAAAAAGGAAGUCGGUUUGAACCCCGUUUCCACUGGAAAUUUUUCAUUCCAGUGUUGGUCUUCUUUUUCGGUUCUUUUGUUCCUAUUCCUCCUCUCUUUGCGGUAUCGGCUGCUGACAGUCGUCUUACGAGGAGGAAAGGUUCGUGUUUCAUUUUUGGUCGAAAGCAGAACCUCAGUUGAGAAGAAGAAACGAAGGAAUUUUUCACCAACACCCUGCGUAGAGCAGCAGCAGCACUAGCUUUCUUUCCUGUGAAAACCCCCAAAAAAGAAGGCAAAUCACAAAACAAAAAUGGCCCAAGAUAGUGAUUCAAAUGAAAUCAGUGCAAAGUUUUCCACACUGAACGUGAAUGCGUUGGAAUUCGUUCCGAGUUUUGCCACCUCGGCAGCUUCCACAGCAGUGGUGCCUCCCGUUGUGGCCCCAUCGGCGACAGUGUCCACCACAACAGGCAGCUCUUCCGGCGGAGCAAACUCGCCGACAUCCGCCGCGGCCACGCCAACACCACCAUCGAGCAGUGCUGGUCAGACACCCGUAGACGCAAAGGGUGAGGAUGGAAUCAAAACGCCGGAAAAUAAUGAAAGUGAACCCCUGGACAGUUGGGACGCCGAGGACGAUUCUAUCCUGACGCCCGAAGAUGAGGAAAUGGAAUUGGACGAUGGUGAGGUGGACGGCGAGAACGUAGCGAAGGUUUCCAAGAAGAAGCCCCCGAAGGUCGAGGAAAGCAAGAGCAAAAAAGAGCACGUAAAUGUAGUUUUCAUUGGUCACGUCGAUGCCGGAAAAUCCACUAUCGGAGGUCAGAUUAUGUCACUCACCGGAAUGGUGGAUAAGCGAACGUUGGAAAAAUACGAACGGGAAGCUCGUGAAAAAUCCCGCGAGAGCUGGUACUUAUCGUGGGCGCUCGAUACAAAUCAGGAAGAACGUGACAAGGGCAAAACGGUGGAAGUUGGCCGAGCCUAUUUUGAGACUGAGAAGAAACAUUUCACCAUCCUAGAUGCACCAGGGCACAAAAGUUUUGUACCGAACAUGAUCGGUGGCGCAGCACAGGCAGAUCUUGCGGUGCUGGUCAUCUCCGCCCGGAAGGGUGAAUUCGAAACUGGCUUCGACAGGGGAGGGCAAACGCGAGAGCACGCGAUGUUAGCAAAAACAGCCGGAGUCAAACAUUUAGUUGUGCUGGUGAACAAAAUGGAUGAUCCAACCGUGAACUGGGAUGUGGAGCGGUACAACGAAUGCAAAGAUAAAAUUCUACCAUACCUCAAAAAGCUUGGAUUCAACCCAACCAAGGAUCUAACGUUCAUGCCAGUGUCCGGAAUUACCGGCCAGGGUCUAAGGGAACAGAUUGACGAAUCCAUUUGCCCGUGGUACCGAGGGCCAGCCUUCAUUCCCUUCAUUGACGAGCUGCCUUCGUUGAACCGGAAGACCGAUGGUCCGUUCAUUAUGCCCAUUGUGGAUAAGUAUAAGGACAUGGGUACGGUGCUGAUGGGCAAAGUAGAAUCCGGAUUAGCGAAGAAGGGCGCUAACUUACUCGUAAUGCCUAAUAGAACACAGGUAUCCGUUGAUCAGCUGUGGUCAGACGAUGAAGAAGUGACCGCAGUGGGGCCUGGUGAAAAUGUGAAAAUUAAAGUUAAGGGCAUAGAAGAGGAAGACGUUUCGCCUGGUUUCGUGCUGUGCGAUGCUUCCAACCCAAUUAAAACCGGCAAAGUUUUCGAUGCGCAAGUAGUUAUCCUAGAACACAAAUCAAUUAUCUGUGCGGGUUACUCGGCCGUGAUGCACAUACACUGUGCGGCGGAAGAAAUUACGGUUAAGGCUCUAAUUUGCUUAGUGGAUAAAAAGACGGGCGAGAAAUCAAAAACACGACCACGUUUCGUUAAACAGGAUCAGGUUGCCAUCAUGAGAAUUGAGUGCUCCGGGUUGAUUUGUCUAGAGCAGUUCAAGCUGUUCCCACAGAUGGGUCGUUUCACGUUGCGAGAUGAAAACAAAACAAUCGCCAUCGGUAAGGUUCUGAAGGUUAUUGAGUAAAUAGCUCGAAACUGCAUAGCAACAACAAAAAAGUUAAAACAAAAACAACAACGCUAUCUCGUCCUCUGCCGUAAGAAACUUUUCCCCUCAGAUGAACAAAUACCAAACAACCGAGACCCACACUCGCACACAGCAUGUAGGAACAAUAAAAAAACGUCUAACACUUCUGAACAAAACAUUUUUCCUCGAUGGUGCAACCGAAGGUCUUCGCGCAUCGCAUCGACUGUGGAAACCAAGAAAAGUAUGACUGGCAGCUUUACCGGUUUUAGUAAAAAUCUAACAAAUUGCUGCUCUGUGAACACUUUCUACUUUGCCGGUUUUUUUUGUUCGCAUCUUGCUUAGAUUUAAAGAAAGAGAAAACUGAAUCGAAACCCAGCCGCCAUAUGUUUGGUGGUGGAAAAUGCUUAUGAAAACAAUCAAUUGUAAGAGAGGAUCUAAUUGAAAUUAAAAAAAAAUCGCGGAAGCGGAGGACUGAACUUAUACACAAUAAGGGAAAAUACACCUAAACUAAAAACACACACACAGAUACGUUGAUAACAGUUGAACAUCAUUUUGCAUCAGGAAUAAUAAGAUUAUCGAUGACACAAUACUGUAUAGAAAUAUUUGCGAGAACAGCAACGAGUGGACGAUCAAACGUUGAUCGGAGAUUUUUUUUUGUUAGCGUGCGAUCCCGUUGUUGUCAUUGUCAAACAAAAAACAAAAACAGCCAGGAUAAGGGGAACGCGAAAGUGAAACGGCACACGCUGUGUGUGGCACGGUUAAAAUAGUCUACUGAGAAAAUCAACCGAUUGUUACUUUAAUUCGUUUCAAGAUAAAACUUGCUUAUUAUUACGAGGUUUUUAGCUUUUUGUAACGGAAAUAAAAAUAUUUGAAAAAAAAUAUGUAUAAAAGCAGUACAUAGGCAACAACACAAAUUGCAUCAAUAAAGGAUACCGAAUAUGAACGAA